AUGACCUCAACCCCAAAUAAUUCUGAAAAAGUCGCGAUCGAAAUAAGACAAGAAAAGGCGCUUAUUAGAAAAGUAGACUAUCGACUGAUACCGUGGCUGUCUUUUCUUUACCUGUUAUCCUUUCUCGACCGAACGAGUAUCGGGAACGCUUCACUGUAUGGGCUGAAGAAGGAUCUGAAGAUCAGUGAUCAGCAGUAUUUGUGGGCGUUGACAAUUUUCUUCUUCUCGUACGCGACUUUUGAGGUGCCGAGCAACGUGUUGCUGAAAAGACUCAAGCCUCAUCUGUGGUUGAGCUUUCUGAUGAUCGCUUGGGGGAUCGUGAUGACGUGUCAAGGGCUCGUAAAGAAUUGGAAAGAUCUAAUGGCCGUCCGGUUUCUCCUCGGGAUGGCGGAAGCAGGCCUUUUCCCCGGUGUCAGCUACUACCUCAGUUGCUGGUACAAACGUUCCGAAUUCGGGCUUCGAGUCGCGAUAUUCUUUAGUGCUGCGACGGCAUCGGGAGCGUUCGGUGGAUUAUUGGCGGCUGCCAUUAGUCAAAUGCAUGGUGUUGGUGGUAAACCGGGAUGGGCGUGGAUCUUUAUUUUGGAAGGAUUGAUCACGGUCGUGGCGGGUAUGAUGUCAUACUGGCUUGUCGAGGACUUUCCUGAUGACGCUAAGUUCCUCACCGAUCGUGAGCGAGCCUUCAUUAUCGGCCGACUUCAGACGGAUGAUCAGUUCAGUGCCGGCGGUGAGGCCUUUAGCUUCAAAUAUGUCUGGAACAGUCUCACGGAUUGGAAAACUUGGUUGGGAAUGCUCUGCUAUGCCGGCUGGGUCGGUCCUCUCUAUGCCUUCGCGCUCUUCGCACCAAGUAUCAUCAACCAACUAGGCUACCGCGCUACACCUGCUAACCUCCUCUCGGUACCCAUCUACGUCUGGGCAGCUAUACUUACCGUAGGAGUCGGUUAUAUGGCUGAUAGGACUGGUCACCGAGGGUGGUAUAAUUUGGGAUUUUCCUCGUUGGGAGUUGUGGGAUAUGCGAUUUUGAUUGCGAGUCGACAUGCAGGGUUGAGUUACUUCGCUACUUAUUUAGCAGCGAGUGGGAUUUAUCCUGUGAUUCGUGAGGCAUGGAUGAGUAAUAACGUCGAAGGGUCCUAUAAACGCUCCGUCUCUUUGGGAAUCAUUAUCAGUUUUGGAAACAUCAACGGAGCUGUUAGCUCGAAUAUCUACCGUGCCAAGGACAAACCAUGGUAUCGCCUGGGUCACACCAUAGUCCUCGUCUACAUCAUCAUGGGGAUCAUCACCUCCCUCCUCUUCCACUUCUUUCUCGAUAGAGAGAAUGAGAAAAGAGAUCGAGGCGAAAGGGACGAGAGGAUAUUGGACAGAUAUGAGAGUGAGGAAGUGGCGAAGAGGGAACAUCAUGGGAUGGGAGGCACGUUUGUGAGUUUGGAUGAGGCGAGAAGGGAGAAAGGGGAUGAGUGGAGUGGGUAUCGGUACACAUUGUAAGAUUGGUGGGGUGUUGGCCUGAUCAUGAGGUGGUGACGGUGGUGAGGGUUUGACAUCUUCUGCUUCAAUUUGUUUUGCGUGGAAACUGUUUGCACAAACGGGCAUGGAAGUUUUAAAGUGUGAAGCUGUGUCGUCCGUUGGCUCAGACUCGUAUCACUAUCAGAGAUCUAGAAUGUAUUCCAAGUGACCUUGAAAACCAGGUAAUUUAAUGUGUUUGCUCAUG
Cantharellus anzutake is the source of this 1702-nucleotide messenger RNA. Its product is annotated as MFS general substrate transporter. The transcript has 11 exons. The coding region runs from base 1 to 1479 and encodes 492 amino acids. Gene Ontology annotation, cellular component: membrane. Gene Ontology annotation, biological process: transmembrane transport. NCBI's taxonomy places the organism in Eukaryota, Fungi, Basidiomycota, Agaricomycetes, Cantharellales, Hydnaceae. Gene Ontology annotation, molecular function: transmembrane transporter activity. The record is from RefSeq and is a predicted model, not a curated record.